AUGCAGGUCACCGCCGGUCUUCUCUUUGCUCUCGCCGGGGUCGUCAUCGCAGCGCCCAAGCCCGCCAUCAACAACUGCGGCGAGCCCUACGGAAGGUGCUACAGCGCUAUCGAGACACCCAAGGCUGUUGUCCAGAGGGCAGCCUCCCCGCCGCCCAUGGCCAUGACGGCACCUCCCCAGUCUGCACCGACCAGCAUCCAGGGCAAGGACGGCUGGAUGACCAUCUUGAAGAAGGAUGAUGGCAAGAUGACGGCUCUGCAAUCAGACACUGGCUUCAUGACCGCUUGGAAGCAAGACAACGGCAAGAUGACCGCCUUCGAGUCCGAUACGGGCUUCAUGACGGUCUGGAAGGGAGAUGACGGAGUCAUGACGGCCUGGAAGGAGGACAGCGGAAAAAUGACUGCCUUGAAGUCCGACACUGGUUUCAUGACUGCCUGGAAGCAAGACGACGGCAAAAUGACCGCCUUGAAGUCCGACACCGGUUUCAUGACUGCCUGGAAGGAGGUCAACAGCAAGAUGACCGCCCUCAAGUCCGACACUGGUUUCAUGACGGCCUGGAAGGAUGACGACGGCGUCAUGACUGCGUGGGCUCCUCAGCCUACCCAGUGA
Messenger RNA from Hirsutella rhossiliensis, 609 nucleotides. RefSeq lists its product as uncharacterized. Bases 1 to 609 code for a protein of 202 amino acids. The transcript is spliced from 2 exons. NCBI's taxonomy places the organism in Eukaryota, Fungi, Ascomycota, Sordariomycetes, Hypocreales, Ophiocordycipitaceae. The record is from RefSeq and is a predicted model, not a curated record.